AGCCUACAUGCUAAUAUUAACAAAACAAUCACUUUCGUUUUAGGCUAUAUAUUACAAUAUCUCUAAACUGUUUUACCGUUUUAAUCAAUGUUUUUAUUUUUGUUUGUCGCCGCACCCAGACUUAAAUUCUCCUAUUGGCUAUAAUAAAUUAGCCUAAUAGCUAAAUAAAAUAAAAUUAGAUCAAUUCGAUUUUGACUGAAUAGAUCGAAUUUAUAAGCUUUUUCUAACUCCCUCUGGCCUAUAGCCUAUAAUAGGAAACAUAUAUAGGCGCCUAUAUAAUUUUUUAAGCAAGUAGAAAACAGGUUUUAUAUGUAUUUAAAAUGGAUUUAAAGGGAGUGAUGGUGAAAAUUAGAAGUGGGAGCACACAUGCUAUUCUGAACACGAGAUCAUCAUACAUUUUUGUUUUGAGACAAUAAAACAUUUUUUGUGCGAAUUUUAGGGCUCAUUGAACGCUGUUUUAAUUUUGCGAUUUUGUUAACUUUAUAUUCUCUCUCUCUCUCUUUAGACUAUAGCCUAACAUAUAGCCUAAUUGUUUUAAGCAUCUUUAAAAAAAAUCCGAGUUAAUUUCUUAUGGGGAAAAAUUAAAUUACACAGCUAAAAAUAUGUUAUUCCACAUUCCACAGUAGUAGGCUGUUAUUACCUUCUUUCUUUUUUUUUUAAAUACCCUUGUAUAAACUGCUCAUAUCUGUGGUUCAACAAGCAGCGUGAAGGUGGGAGAUGUGACGCUUGUAAUCCAAUUGCUUAUCAGCAACAGACAAACAAAACAAUUCACCUUUUAUCUACAUGUCUUAACCAAAUAGAACAGGAAUAAUGCGUGUGAAUGCAUUAAUUUAUCAAUUAUUCCGUUUUAUGAUAAAUUUUGUUCACAAUAUAAUAAAUUGGAACCUGUUUAAACGAAGUUGCACAAUAAAGUGCAUAAAGUGAUGUCGAUACCAUCAAGAACAACUCAUUAAGAGCAUAUUACUGAAACAAAGUUUACUUAAUGUGGCAUGAAUAUAAAACAUGAAUAUGUAGGCCUAGUUCUAUUUUGCAUUGUAAAUACUCAACACGCAUAAUAGCUAAUGUUACUGGAUGUUACUCCUAAACAAAAUUACAGAUUAUUUUAGGCUACAUUUCAUAUUAUAGAUUUUUAAAGGUUUGAUUGAAGUUAAAAGUUUUCAUUAAGAUUUUAUUUGAAGUUUGUGCAACUUUGGAAAAUGCACGCACAUCUCCCAAACGUGUCCUCACCCAAUGAGAAAACCAAGUUCAUUUACAAAGUCAGCUGUGGCUUAUUGUCUCAGGUGACCAAUGGGAGAGGAGGUGGUUAAGACCCCAGCCUCCAACUCCGAUUGAUUAGGAAAACCUGUGUGGGACGGGAUCAGAGUUGAGAUUGGGAAGAGUUGGUGAGUUCUGGGUCAUUCUAAAGGCCUAAUUGAUGGCAAUCACACAAAAACUGCGCGCAUUUCAGCACAGGCUGAAGUUGGGACGCACAAUCUGAGGCUUAGAGGUUUGUUUUAGUUCGCUCAUUUUAAAAAGAAAACAUCUAGGCAUGAAGCCACUGGUCGCCGAUUAUUGAUUAUCAAACUAGAAGUCUCGACGCUUUUUUUGUUUGAAAUCCAAAGAACUUUUUUGUGGGAAGAUGACGGAGAGACCGCAGAGCCCGACGGGAGCAGACUGCAGACCUUACGAGGUCAACAGGGCCAUGUAUCAUCAAGCCCCGGGCCUGGAUGGACUUGGCGGUGCGUCCUUGCAGUUCGCGCACGGCAUGCUUCAGGAUCCAAGUCUGCUUUUCAACAAAGCCCAUUUCAACGGAAUCAGCUCUGGGACACACCAAACCUUCUUCCCAUUUUCUGGAGAUUUUAAAACGAGCGAUUUGCAAGGUAGUGAUUUUGCGCAACCCAAACACUGGUACCCGUUUGCUGCCCCCGAGUUCACCGGGCAGGUGGCGGGCGCGACGGCAGCCACCCAACCAGUAAACAUAAGCCCGCCUAUCGCCGAAACCAGGGAACAAAUCAAGAUGCCAUCUGAAGUAAAAACCGAGAAAGAUAUUGAUGAAUUCUCCAGUGAAGAAAACAAGCCGCCGUCACAAUAUCAUCUCACUCCCGGUACGUCAUCCGUCCCCACAGGGGUGAAUUAUUACGCACCCUGGAACCAUUCGUUUUGGCCUGGACUGGCACAUAUCACGGCCCCCGCUAAUAUUUCUCAAGCUCCCCCGACUCCAUCGGCAUCAUCUCCCUCUCUGUCUCCUUCCCCACCCGGAAAUGGGUUCGGAAGCCCAGGGUUUUUCAACGGAGGCUCCGCGCCAAACAUCUCCGGUCAGGCGCAGGGCCCAGUCAGGAGCAGCGGGUCCUCCAGUGGAGGCUGCAGUGAUUCUGAGGAGGAGGAGAAUCUGACCACAGAAGACUUGGAGCAGUUUGCUAAAGAGCUCAAACACAAACGCAUCACUCUUGGCUUCACGCAGGCAGACGUGGGACUCGCUCUUGGAAACUUGUACGGCAAAAUGUUCAGUCAGACGACUAUCUGCCGCUUUGAGGCUCUCCAACUUAGUUUCAAGAACAUGUGUAAACUGAAGCCACUGCUACAGAGGUGGUUGAAUGAGGCCGAGAAUUCCGAAAACCCGCAGGAUAUGUACAAAAUAGAGCGGGUGUUCGUUGACACAAGAAAAAGAAAGCGGAGGACCAGUUUGGAAGGCACGGUCCGUUCUGCUCUCGAGUCGUAUUUUGUGAAGUGUCCCAAACCCAACACUCUAGAGAUAACGCACAUAUCCGACGACCUAGGCCUGGAGAGAGAUGUAGUACGUGUGUGGUUCUGCAAUCGUAGACAAAAGGGAAAGCGCCUAGCAUUGCCCUUUGACGACGAAUGUUCCGAAGUCCAGUAUUAUGAGCAGAGUCCACCACCUCCGCACCACAUGGUUGGCGCAUCCCUCCCAGGGCAAGGCUAUCCUGGACCAGCCCAUCCCGGAGGAGCCUCUGCCCUGUACAUGCCAUCCCUCCACCGACAGGAGGUCUUUAAAAACGCUCUGCAUCCCGGACUGAUGGGUCACCUCACCAGCUAACCGGCUACAGAUGCCCGCUAAAAGUUUAUAGAAAUGCUCCGAGCCAAGCUAUGGGUCAAAUAAGUCAUACGAUUUAUUUUUAUGUGACCAUUGCAUCUGUUUAUUUGGUUCUUUCCGUUCAUGCCUUUGGACACUCUUAAUUGAAUAGUGUCUGGUUUAGACUUUACCAUGCACACUAGCAGCCUGAUGGAUCUUUGUUUAAUGGGUGCUUUGUUGAAUGCGUUUGCACAUGAAGUCAUGGGUUCAGAUGAUUUUUAUAGUUUUUAUGGCUUUUUACUCGUGUAUCAGUUUUUAUGUACUUAUGUUUGUCUUUUAUUGUUCAAUAUUUGGUAGCUUUGUCAAUUUUCUCAUUACCUUUCUGGGCAGCAUAUUCAAGACCUCAUGAACUUGUAUUUUGAGUAAUUGCUGAAUUUGUAAAGAGAUGGAUUUUUUUUUAAUUUUUUUUUAUUGUUUUUAUUUUUUUCCAAUCACAAUUUGGAGACAUUCAGAUGGUCCACAAAGAACAUCAAUCAUUGUUCUUUUUCUCGUAUUUGCACUCUCCCAUCUCCAGUAGAAAAUAAUUCUGUGUAAUCUCUUUUUAUCAGGGUAAUUAUAUAAGAAAUUUGCUGCCAGUUUAAAAAGCCUCUGUGUGGAGGUCAUGUGCCUUAUCUUUUGGUGUUUGUAUCAUGCAUGCUUAUCCCUGUGCAAUGUAAAUGAAAGCCAUAUCUGAUAAUUUAUUGAAAUCCUGUUCUUCAGUUAACACAAUAUCUUCUGGGUAACAAUUAAACCAUUUCCAUUGACAGUCAAUUCUAGUUUGU
Pimephales promelas (fathead minnow) is the source of this 3831-nucleotide messenger RNA. RefSeq names its product POU domain, class 5, transcription factor 3 (gene pou5f3). The record is from RefSeq and is a predicted model, not a curated record. Gene Ontology annotation, molecular function: DNA-binding transcription factor activity, RNA polymerase II-specific; RNA polymerase II cis-regulatory region sequence-specific DNA binding. Lineage: Eukaryota; Metazoa; Chordata; Actinopteri; Cypriniformes; Leuciscidae. Gene Ontology annotation, biological process: regulation of transcription by RNA polymerase II.